Molecule: messenger RNA, 405 nt
Organism: Cantharellus anzutake
Lineage: Eukaryota; Fungi; Basidiomycota; Agaricomycetes; Cantharellales; Hydnaceae
Exons: 1
Coding region: 6-302 (98 amino acids)
Source: RefSeq, a predicted model, not a curated record
AGCAGAUGUCAGACUCAGAAGUUCUUUUCAUCAAAGGCUACAAGGUUGAUCUCACCAAAAUCCGGGAGACAUAUGGGACUCGACCAGAGGAUCCGGACAAUAGCCGAUUUUUAGCAAUCUGGGAGAAAUUUCCCCUCCCUUUCAAAUAUCUCGGAAACGGGGAUGAGUUGCAUGGGCAUGUCGCCUUGGUGCUGGUCCUUGAAGAUGGAUAUGAUCGAGCGGAUCUCGAAGGGAAAGAAAUACCGGCUCUCGGUGCUCCAUACGACAGUGUUUUCACGCCAGGGAUCUGGGUCAGUCAUUAAGCAAGGUCAGCGAAUCCAUAACGACUCUAACUUCUAAAGUGAUUUAUCCAUUACAUAUAGAUCGAUUGAGUUAGCAACGGGCAAAGGAAUCACCUGUAUUAAU